GAAAGAUAUUCCCUAAGAACGCCACGUGGUCGAACUGUAGUGAGCGGAAGACCAAGCUAUGGUUCGCUUCCCUUCCCUGACUGGUUGCCUCACCAAAGUCUAGUCUUCGCAGCCUCACUCCCUUUCUCUAUGUAAUCUUUGGUUCUUCAAAUUUGAGCUCGAUCCUGUCUCUUUUUUCACGACGAUCUGUUACUCGCAAUCUGUCGCAACUGUUUUAUGGAGGUUCAGGAGGAGACCAACACGUCUGAGGCCCAUUUGACAUCCGCUGCAGCUUUUGUGGAGGGUGGAAUCCAGGAAGCCUGUGAUGAUGCUUGCAGCAUUUGCCUUGAAUCCUUCUGUGAUAGUGAUCCUUCAACGGUGACCAGUUGCAAGCACGAGUUUCAUUUGCAAUGUAUUCUUGAAUGGUGCCAGAGAAGCUCACAGUGUCCCAUGUGUUGGCAACCUAUCAGCCUGAAGGAUCCCACCAGCCAGGAAUUGCUCGAAGCAGUAGAACGAGAGAGGAGUUUUAGGUUCAAUCCAUCUAGAAAUGCAACUAUAUUUCAUCAUCCAACUCUGGGGGAUUUUGAGUUACAACAUCAGUUACCGGUGGGCACAAGUGAUGCUGAACUUGAAGAGCGUAUAAUCCAGCACUUAGCUGCUGCUGCUGCAAUGGGACGAGCACGCCACAUUGCAAGAAGGGAAGGCCAAAGGAAUAGGUCAUCAGCUCAGGGUCGUCCUCAGUUCUUGGUAUUCUCAACUCAUCCUAAUGCACCCCCUGCUGCUCCUGCUCCACCUCAGAGGGAGGAAGGUGAAAAUGUUCCUGAAUCCACUGUGGCUGCUCUUUCUUCACCUAAUAUGACUGUGGGAGAACAACCUUUGCAACUGACUUCACCUGUACCUUCUCCCCAAGCUGACCUGAUUUCUGCCUCAGCAUCAGGUUCAAGUAGUCUUGCUGCAAACCAACAUGGGUCAGAUAGGACCCCCAUUCAACCAAUUCCAAGUAGUCAAGACAGAGCUGGACCUUCAGACCUCCAAUCAUUUUCAGAAUCAAUAAAGUCUCGACUAAAUGCAGUGUCAAUCAGAUACAAAGAAUCCAUUUCGAAGAGCACGAAAGGGUGGAGGGAGAAAUUAUUCUCACGUAAUACUUCUAUGGCAGAUCUUGGUUCUGAAGUUAAAAGAGAGGUAAAUGCAGGGAUUGCAACCGUAUCACGCAUGAUGGAGCGUCUGGAAACUAGAGACAAUAGUAAAACAAGUGUUGCUUCGGUGUCAAAUAGUUCAGAUAAUAGUUCAGUUGCAGAAUUAGACAACGAGUCUACAUUAGAGACUCGUGGUGACAAUUCUUUGAGGGAUACAAAUAAGCAAGUUUCAGAUGCUGCUGGUUCCAGUUCAACAUAAGCAUUAGUAGUUCUGCAACUGUAUCUACGUAAAGAAUUCCUUUUAUAAAGAAACGUGGCGAGUCUGUGGAUCACAUAUUAUUGCAUUGUGAUGUAGCUAGGAGCUUAUGGAACGAGAUUUUUGCAAGAGUGGGACUCUUUUGGGUAAUGCCAAGAAGGGUUGUUGACUUUUUGGCCAGCUGGCAAGGCAUCCAGGGUAACUCUCAAAUUGCAGCUAUGUGGAAGAUGAUACUGACCUGCCUAUGGUGGUGCAUAUGGAUGGAGAGGAACGGUUGGAGUUUUGAGGAUUGUGAACGGACAAUGGAUGAGCUUAGAAUUUUUUUUUUUCACACUUUAUUCCAUUGGUCAAUUGUAAUAGACUUUAAUGGCAUGAACGUACAGGAUUUUCUUGUAGCUUUAGACAAUCAGGCCUAGGUGUGGCUCUUGUAUAUGUCCCAUGUACUUGGCUUCACUUAUUUUUAGUAAAAUUCUUAUUUACCGAUAAAAAAAAAAUAUAGCAUAAACUACUUCCAAGCCAUACAAUAAUUACAGAAAUUCAACAAUCCCACAACACACUUUUCAGGAUGCUACUGGUGAAGUGAAAGCAAAAGAUGCUUUUGUUUUUUAUCAAGUAAUGAAACUUUUAUUAAAAGCACAUGGGGAGCAGUCCAAGUACACCUAGAAUAUACAUUAGGACACCUAACUAGCAACAAGAAGAAAUAGAGGAAAAUCAUUGAAAUCUAGAAAGCUAGUGAAUUGAGAGCUAUUGGGAGCAGCCAUGGAAACAUAGGAGUUGAGUGUUGUGGCUUUUAACCCUGUAAUUUCCUUUCUAAAUUUUCAAAAGUUUUUGCAUUGGAUUCUUCUUGUGAAAUACACCACAUUAAGUACAGGGAAACCAUCCUCCAAACUUUUACAUUUCUAUGACUUUCGGAAGGAUUCUACAAACAUGCCAACAAAUCCACCAGCUUGGACAUAACCCACUCAAUUCCAAAAGUGCUCAAUAUAGCAACCCAUAAGUUCCUAGCCUGCUCACAAUGUAGUAGAAGAUCCUGCUUAUCCCAUUUAAUUUGCUCAAACAACACCAUUCGAUUACCAUAUGUCUCUGUUCCAAGCUAUCCAUCUUUAAGAUUACUCCUCAAGAUUUCAUGAAGAUGGAUGGCUUAGAACAGAGACUGAGUAGUAAUGGAAUGUGGAGGAUAAAAUGGGUAUCUCUAUGUUUCUAGCUUGUUCUUUUCAAAAUGUGGAGGAUAUUUUAGGUGGGCUUUUGCUGGAAUUUAUGGCCCAAUUGUGGGCAGUGGUAGAAACAUUCUAUGGGAGGAGUUAGUCGAGUUACACAGCUGGUGGGACCUACCUUUUUGUAUAGGAGGGGACUUUAAUGUUAUAAGAUUAAUAUUCCCAAGUGAAAGAUCGGGAAAUAGCAAGUUGUGGCCAGCAAUGUUGAGUUUCUCAGACUGUAUUUUUGACUUGAGGUUCGUGGACAUUCCUCUCAUGGGUGCUGCAUUUACAUGGUCCAAUAACCAAAUGUAGUCUAGAUUUGACAUAUUCUUAGUUUUCUCAGAGUGAGAAACUCAUUACCUGGAAUAAUGUCAGAAAAGACUACCUCGCCUAUGUUUCGACCAUUUUCCCAUCUUGUUGGACUGUGAUUCAAGGAGGAUGGAGAUACUUUAAGUUCAAGAAUAUGUCGCUAACAACUGAAGGCUUUCUGGAAUGGGUCAGGCAAUGGUAAUCCUCCUAUCAGAUCCAAGGCACCCUUGGUUUUUUUUCUUGUAGGUAAAUUGAAAGCUUUAAAGAAAGAUCUAAAUUUUUGGAAUGUGGAGUCUUUUGGAGAUAUAGGCAAUAACAAGAAGUCACUAUUGGAGGAGCUUCAAGAGGUCGAGAGGGCACGGAAGGUACGAGCCCUUUCUUUGGAGGAACUCUCUCAAGAGUACAUAACUAGUUUCAAAACUAGAGAAGGCUACCCUAUUGGAGGAGAUAUCUUAGCGGCAAAAAUCUCGAGCUUUGUGGUUGAAAGAAGGUGAUCAAACUACGAAGUUUUUUCAUAGGAUGGCCAAUUUCCAUAUGAGAAUUAAUGCCAUUGAGAUGAUGAAUAUUGAAGGAGCUAUUUGGAUAGAGAUACUGUGAUUCAAGAACAUGUUGCCUGUUAUUUUGAACAGUUGCUUACCAAGCCAGAGGGGUGGAGGCCGAAGAUUGAUGGGCUAGCAUUUGAGUCCAUUGAGUAGUAGAAUGCCUCUUGGUUGGAGAGGCCGUUUGAGGAGACUGAGGUUCAUGAAGUGGUUGGGAAGAUGGUCAAAGAAAAAGCACUUGGUCUAGACAGAUUUUCUAUGGGUUUCUUCCAAUCUUGGUGGGAAGUGGUGAAGGAGGACUUAAAGAAGGUAUUUCAUGAAUUUUUUCCAGUUGGAAAAUUUGAGAAAAGUCUAAAUGCCACUUUUAUUGCACUUAUUCUCAAGAAGACUGGGCAUCAAUGGUUAAGGAGUAUCGGCACAUUAGCCUUGUGAAUGGGGUGUAUAAAAUCAUUCCCAAGGUGCUUGCAAAUUGUCUAGGAGAAGUUUUGGGGUGGAUCAUUACAAAAGCCCAAAAACACAUUCGUACGGGGUAGACAAAUAUUGGACUCAGUACUCAUCGCCAAUGAAUGCCUAAAUAGUAGAUUAAAAUUUGGCAAUCUGGGUCUUUAUGCAAGUUAGAUAUGGAGAAGGCCUACAAUCAUGUUAGUUGGGAUUUCUUGUUGUACUUGUGCUUGGGAGAUGUGGUUUUGGGAAGAGGUCGUGCUCAUGGAUUAGGUGGUGUAUAUCGACAAUGAGGUUCUCAGUUUUGGUGAACAGUAGUGUAGUUGGUUUUUUUAACAACUCCCGAGGGCUAAGGCAAGGAGAUCCUUUGUCCUCACUCCUCUUUAUCAUGGUCAUGGAGGUGUUGAGCAAAAUGAUUAUAGCUAUGGCAAACAAUGGUUUCUUGGCUUGAUUUUUGCUUGGUGAUAUAAACCAAGGUACUCUUAACAUUUCUCACUUGUUUGCAGAUGACACUUUAAUUUUCUGCGAGGCAGAUCAAAAUUAGAUUCAGGCACUAAGGGUACUUCUAAUUUGCUUUGAGGCUGUAUGAGGGUUGAAAGUGAAUUUAUCUAAGUCAAAGUUGGUCCCAAUUGGCAACAUUUGUGACAUUCGGCUGUUGGCUAACACUCUUGGACGUAAAGUCUCCUAUCUCCCUAUGAAAUACCUUGGUUUGGGGGCUGCCUCCAGGGCUAACCCAUUUGGGAUGCAGUCAUUGAGAAGAUUGAACAUAGAUUGACAAGUUGGAAGUGAUUGUACUUGUCGAAAGGUGGUAGAAUUACCCUAAUCAAAAGCCCUCUAUCAAAUCUACCAAUUUAUUUUUUAUCCUUGUUCCCAAUUCCAGCAAGUGUGGCAACAUGAAUUGAGAAAUCGCAUCGCGAUUUUCUGUGGAGCGGACUUGGGGAUGAAUUCAAAUUUCAUCUAGUCAAGUGGGACAAGAUAUGCUCUCCAAUCUCUUCAGGUGGUUUGGGAAUUAGAAAUCUUAGGGAAAUGGUUUUGGCGUUAUAAUAUGGAACAAGAAGCUUUAUGAAACUCGGUGAUUGAUUUCAAGUAUCGAGGCUUGUGGGGGAUGUUGCUCUAGGGACAUAUUUGGGGUUUAUGGUGUGGGAAUAUAGAAGCACAUUAGAUGAGGGUGGGGCAUGUUUGCUCGUCAUACUAGAAUUGUGAUGGGAAACGGUUCAAGAACUAAAUUCUGACGUGACAUAUGGUGAGGAGAUAGCGCCCUCAAGGACUCUUUCCCUACAGUGUUUAGGCUUGCACGUGAGAAAGAAGCUUCAGUGGCGGACCUUUUGGAGAUGGCUGGUGACUUAGUCCAAUGUUAUGUGAGCUUCACUAGGGGCGGCCCAAGAUUGGGAAGUUAGCAGCUUUGCAGAUUUUUGCUGACUCUUAUACUCCAUGAGACCGAGUACUCAAGGAGCUGAUACUUUGUGGUGGGUACUUGCCAAAAAAGGUAUAUUUCAGUUUGUUCUUUCUAUAAGGCCCUCAUACAAUCACAGAAUAAUCACUUUCCACGGAUAAGGAUUUAGAGAAAUAAGGCACCUACUAGGGCGGCUUUUUUUGCUUGGACAGCAUCUUUGGGAAAGAUUUUGACAAUGAAUAAUUUACGAAAACUCAAGGUUAAAGUAGUGGACUGGUGCUGUAUGUGCAAACAAAGUGGUGAGACUGUGGACCAUCUUCUACUACAUUGUGAGGUCACUAGAGCAUUAUGGGACAAUGUAUUCAAACAGGUAGAGCUAGCCUGGAUUAUGCCUGCAACAGUGGUCGAACUCCUGGCAUGUUGGAUGAACCCGGGUGGUAUUCCACAAAUCUUAGUUGUAUGGAAGAUGAUUCCUAUAUGUAUUCUUUGGUGCAUUUGGUAGGAACGGAAUGACCAGACGAUCGAAGACAGUGAGUGUUCAUUGGAGGAGAUUAGAUUACUUUUUGUUAGAACUCUAUUUUUUUGGGCCAAAGUUGUAGAUUUCAAUGGCCUCAUUUUUCAUGAUUUUCUUGUUUCUAUUAUUUCUUCUUCCUAAAUAGGUGCUGCAUCUUGUAUACCUUCUUGUGUACUUGAGCUAUGCCUAUUCGUUUACUUAAUAUAAUCGUUUACUAAAAAUAAAAAUAAAAAAGAUCGCUCCUCAAGGUUGUCAUCCAAACAAAAAAAGUAACCCCUGAAGCACUUUGUCUAUCCAAAUACAUUUUAAAGGAAGUGAAGAGGUAACUAGAGUGAUGAACACAUUGAAAAAGGAUUUAACAUCGAAGAUGUGUCUUUUGGACGGGACCCGACACAUUUUAUCACCACCAACUCUUCUUUAGCAAAAAGAACAUAACCUAUGGAAGAAUGAAGGGAACAACUCCAUCUUCCCCUCAUUCGUAAAAGUAAGCGUUAAAUCCUAAAUACCUGUUUAAAUAUUUUUAGAAGUUUGUACUUAGGUUGAAGAUUUUUUAGAAGCUUUUUUAAUUUUUAAAUUCAAUAAAAUUCUUAUUUACUGAUCAAAAAAAUAUUUUUUAAAUUGAUACAAAUUUAAAUUGAUACUAAAAAUGAUACAAAUUUAAAUUGAAUAUUUUAGAUUUUCUAAAAAUUAUGAAAUGAAUUUUUGUAUUUUUUUUUUUAAUUUUUAAUAGAUGAUGCACACUUGUCGAUUAUUUAUUGGUGUUGACCUGGCACUUUUAACAAUUGGGUAACAGAAUAGUGAUGGACGGAAUAAUUUAACCGAAGUUAAAGGUAUAAAUAAGGAGUAAAAGGUUCUAAAUUAAAACUUUGCUACUAAUCUGUCUUAGAGGCAAACCACAUGGGAUAUUGUAGUAUUUCACCAUAAAAGAUUUUUGGUCAAGUAAUUUCACCCUAAAAUUUACCAUUCCAUUGUGACCUAUUGUUAGCAUUUCACCCUAAAAUAGACCUUGCGCAAGUUUUUUGGUGCAAGGUCUCCUUACAAUCGAAUGUAGUAAACAAUUUUGGGAAAACUCUUUCCAAGGCCUGGUACUUGCACUACACAUUGUACCAAAACUUGAUUUGACCCACCUUCUCCCGCUUGAUGUUUUUCCAUUGUCUACACCCAGUGACCCAAUACCCUUAUUAAAAAACCAUCCUCUCACAUUUGACCGUACUUGAGUUCCAUCACCAAUCACGAGACACAGUUUCUAUCUCCUUUGCAUAACACCAUAACCAUUUAUCCAACAAAGCUUUGUUAAACAAAAGUAAAAUUCUAGCCCCCAAACCACGUAAUUAAAUUGGGGUAAAGAUCUUGGAUCAUUUGACUAGGUGGAACUGGAAAUUAUUGCCAAUUCCCCUCCACAAGAUAAUCCUUUGAAGCUUUGCAAAAUGCUAGGCUAUAUCUACAGACUACAGGGAUGGGAAAAAAAGAUCAGAAAUAAGUAUGUAGAUCAGAGAGAGUGGUCUUGAUCAGAGUAUGGUCCACCUUUGGAUAAGUAUAGCGGCUUCCACCCAGGUAAGUAAUGUUCCAUUAUUUCAAUAAUGUCAUCCCAACUGGAGUUUGCCUUAAUCAGCGCCCCCAAGGGGAGACUGGGUACAUUGGCAGGGAUGACACCUUAGAGGCAUGAAUAAAUGCAAAACCUUCAAUAUUAUCUACCGCUCCAAUCAACAGUCAUUACAACUCGGCCAAGUUUAUUUUAUGCCCUGAAUAAUUUGAAAGCAUAGAACUUGAUAGGAUCAAGAAGUAUUUAAGCAUCUUCUGGAAUGGGACAUAGGACAUGGGAGGUGAUAAGCUAUUUAUUAUUUUUAUCCUCCGAAGAGAAACUGGAUGGGAGUCCGUUUACAACAGUUGAUAGCGUCCUAUUAAAAAAUAUGCGCUUUACUUCGCUCAGGAUGCGCUUGCGCUUUGUGCCUAGGCUCUAGGUGGCUUAAGUGCGCCUAGCGCUUUUAACAAUACUGGUGAGGUAACAGCCUUAACUGACGUGUUCAGACCUGUAUAAUCUUUGUAUCUGAACGAGUAAUGAUACCCACACAACACUUUUCAAAACGCAUUUCACAACUAUAUCUUAAAAUAAUGGUAUUUUUGUAAAGUGAUGUUACUUUUAUGAGAUAUUUUACGAAAAUUACACUCAUUUUAAAAAAUAGUUGUGUACAGUGUUGUGAAAAGUAUUGUGUUUAUCCUGCUGAUUUGAGAAGAGGAAGUGGCAUUUGAGUUUAGAGCUGAUAAAAAAAUACGGACGUUUUCCUUUUCUUGAGGAAUGCAAAUCUUGUAAAUGUUCUUAACAAUGAGGGUGCAUUUGGAUGUCCUGGUUUCACUCAGAAUAAUGAGGGGCCAUUGUUUUGCUGGGGAUUAAUUAGGAAUUCUGUAUGAAAAGUUUAUGGGUUGCUUCAAAUCAUGUUCGAAACCCACAUUCACUUCUGUGCAUACAACCACUACAAUCAUGUUGUCUUCUACAGACCUAUUGAACUGGCUCUACCGUUCCAUUCAUUCUUUUUGGUUAUCCCAAGGCUCAUAGACUUCUUAAACAAAAUUUUCAAGUUACUUGUUAGGGUGCAGCUUAGCGAUCCAUGGGUAGGCUUGGGAUGAACUAUAGACUCGGACAUCUCAAGUUUGAUUCCACAAUAGGGUUUUCUGGAUUACCUGAUACAAGGUUAGUAAUACUAGAUACAAUUCUAGUGUGUGCAAAUCCUGCGCAGUCUAUUUGAGAAAAAUGGAAUUUUUCAUGUGAGUGAGUCCCAGGUGUGCCCUACUUUUUUUCAAAGUGACUGUGUGAGGCUUGCCCAUCCUAGGAUUAUAUAUAUGUAGAUAUAUCAUUUUCCUUGUGUUUAUGAGGUUUACCCUCUAGGGUGGUUCGAAAGGACCUGCCUUGGUGAUGUUCAACCUUGUAAAUGAAAAAGAAAUAAUUUUUUCAAGCAGUACCCAUGAAGAUUCUGUAUGUGUGGAUUGAGCAUGGAUAGGAUUAGCUGCCAAUGAAAAAUUCAAUCUGUGGCAAGGAUUGCCAAAUACACGAUACAUGUUUCCAGAAACUUGAAGCCAACCACUAUCAUAUAGGUCUAACCAUUGUGAGAAUCCUAGUUUUCACCGAUUCUAUCGUCACUGCUUAUUAUGACCUCACAUUUGCAAUUUCUGCAUAGAAUUGUAGCUCUGAUGGAACAUACUUUUUAAUUUCAGGUGGAAAUUCCCUUUCCCAGAUAUGAGAUGCUGUGGUAUGAUGCCUGGCCUUCCUCUUCAGGCCAUUUGAUUAUCCUGUAUAUGU
Messenger RNA from Carya illinoinensis, 9058 nucleotides. RefSeq names its product E3 ubiquitin-protein ligase RHF2A. The transcript is spliced from 9 exons. Gene Ontology annotation, molecular function: ubiquitin-protein transferase activity. NCBI's taxonomy places the organism in Eukaryota, Viridiplantae, Streptophyta, Magnoliopsida, Fagales, Juglandaceae. The record is from RefSeq and is a predicted model, not a curated record. The coding region runs from base 217 to 1374 and encodes 385 amino acids.